Molecule: messenger RNA, 2117 nt
Organism: Dromiciops gliroides (monito del monte)
Lineage: Eukaryota; Metazoa; Chordata; Mammalia; Microbiotheria; Microbiotheriidae
Gene: RNF225
Product: ring finger protein 225
Exons: 2
Coding region: 249-1214 (321 amino acids)
Biological process (GO): protein ubiquitination
Molecular function (GO): ubiquitin protein ligase activity
Source: RefSeq, a predicted model, not a curated record
UACCCACGCCCCCUUGACGAAGAUGAUCCUAGAGAGACCGGAAAACCGGGGUUGGGAUGGGUUGGGGUGCAGGAAGGAGAGGAGUCUGGCAGCCAGCUCCGGAGGGCCCAGACUGCCGGCUGCUGCUCCUCAGGACAGGUAGGAGGCUCCUCAGCCUCCCGGCUCAGGGCUAGAGCUGGGGUUCCUGACUGCACCCCCUCAGCCUAGGGGUGGCUAACUGCUGGGCCGCUGGUGAUCUGAGGUCUCCGAUGCCCUGCCCUCUUGCCUGCUUCCGGUGGCCUCGGGGCCCGGCCAGGUCUUGGUCCAUCCCCAACUCUCCAGCCUCCGGUUCCAACCCCCGCUCCCCAGGAGGAGAGGAAGAAGAGGAGGAUGAAGAUGGGGGCUCCGGGGCCGGCCCCACCGAGGUGGAGUCCCCCAUCCUGCCCCCCCCCUCGCCCAUGGACUGCCUCAUCUGCGUGUCCCCCUUUGAUGGGCUCUUCAAGCUCCCCAAACGCCUGGCCUGCGGCCACGUCUUCUGCCUGGAGUGCCUGGCACGGCUCUCGCUGGCUACCGUGGGCAGUGGGGAGGCCGUGGCCUGCCCCAUGUGCCGGGCGCCCACCCGCCUGCCUCCCCGCCGUGGCCCCCCUGCGCUACCCACUGAGCCUCGUCUCCUGCCCCCGGAUGCCCGGGCCCCGGGCCCCGGCCUGGGCCUGGACUCGGUCCGCUUUGACCGUCGCCGGGGUCUGCUUUACCUCCGUCCGCCCUCGGCCAAGGCUCGGGAGGGGCCCCCUCUGCCCGCCCCUCUGCGGCUGGGCCGGCCACAGACCAGGACCCUGGGCUGGGACCGCUCCACCUGGGCUUUCCACGCGGCCGUCACCCUGGCCGUGCUGGUCACCGCGGGCCUGGUGGUCUCUGGCGUCUACAUCUUCUUUCUUAUCCCUCACUCCACCUCCACUGCCAUCGUCCUCCCACGGCCACCCGUGACCACUCCCGCCAACUCCUCUUGGUUUCUGCCCCCCGGGACGGCACCCUCCGGGCCCUCGGCCUGGCCUCCACUCCUGGCACAGACAGAACCUGGGGAAGACGGGCUCCCCACGGAGUUCUCUAGCCCUCCGGACCCCGGGCCCCCCCCACGUGGUGGCCAAGAAGGGGCCGGCCCCCCUAGCUCAGGCCCCAAGUUCCCCGGGAGCCGGCCAGGAGGAGAGACCAUGGAUGAUGACCCUCUGGGGGACUGAGAGCAGCACCCACCUUGGUGGUCCCCUGGGGCCUGUGGGCCUGUGGCCUGGCAGAAGAUUCAAACCUAGAGGACACGGAGGCAGCCCAAGCAGAUCUGGGGCCUUAGGCCUCCAGAAGCCUGUCCCAGGCUGGGGAAACUGAGGCAGGCCAGGUAGGUAGACACAAAGGCACGAACAAGGGUGGCAUCGAGUGGUGCGGAGGGUCACUCUUGGCACCGGCCAAGCCUGGCUGUGUUGGGGGCUAGCCUCGGGCCCUGGAUGGCUCCAGGGAGCAUCGCCUAGAGCCAGCAGGGACUUUAGAAGGGCCCAGGGUGAGGCCCAGAAAAGGGCAGGCCCCGGCCGCAGGUCCUGCAGGUAGUGAGUGGGCAAGCAGGGCAGGGGGCUGGAGUGCUGGUGCUGAGUCAGGGGAGAUGGUGCUGUGGGUUCAAAUUCUCCCAAGGACACCAGGCUUUGUUGGGGAUUAUCAAGCCUCUUCUUCCUCCUGGAGCUUCCUUCAUCACCUCGGUCUCUCCAAGUCCCCUCCGCCAUCCUCUCAGCUCCCCACCAUGGCCCUGCUUGUGAAAGCUCCCCAUCAGUUCUGAAGCCCCUCCUCUCUGUCUGUCAGCUGUGCCUAGGCUCCUGGGAGCUUGGGAAGUCAGCUGCUGGGCCCUGAUCCUGGCCCUGCCUCAGUUUCCUUCCUGGGGUGCGUGAGGCUUUGGGCUGUGGGUCUCCCUGUCUGCAAGCCCAUCUCCCUAGCUCCAGCCUCCCCAUCUGAAGGACCCUGCCUCCCAUGGGACCCUCCUUGUGGCACGCAGCUAGAGACUUGUUACAGUCCUGCCGACGAAAGGGCAGCGGAGCCAGCAAGAGCUGUGCCCCCCCAUGCCUCAGUUUCCCUUUCUGUACAAGCUAAGCAGCUCUAUAAAC